CAGGAAGGCACGAAAAGUCCGGACGCUAAAGAACUACGUCAUAAUUGUCAGCAACGUCAACCCUCACUAUAACAAUUUCAUAUUUGUCAAACUUACCUUAGUUACAUAACUUUGAUAUGAUUUGAUUUGAUGUUUCAUGUAAAUAACCACUUGUAUACUUUGUUUUAUAAAAUGCCAUAUCCUUCAUCUAGGUAAUUGUUCAAUAAUAUGCUUCGCAGAGGCGGUUCGACGAUAUUUAAUCUCAUUUCCGCAAGUGCUUUUCAGAAACGAAAUAUGAGUUCGCAGCCUGCGGGACCCAUUUUCUUCGGGUCAUUUGAAGUCACAUCUCAGGUCUUUCUCACAACACCCCAUUCCUUCGCCCUCGUAAAUCUAAAACCGCUUCUCCCAGGACAUGUCCUGAUCUGUCCACGGCAGCCACACAAACGCCUAACGGACCUCGCCGCCCCAGAGCUGACAGACCUAUUUCAAGCGGUGCAGAGGGUGCAGCACAUGCUCGCGCGGCACUACUUCUCAUCUACAUCGCCGUCAGAGGAUACACCCGAAGCCGGCUCCUUCAACAUCGCAAUCCAAGAUGGCGUUGAAGCCGGACAGACUGUCCCGCAUGUUCACGUACAUGUCAUCCCACGGAUCCGGGGUGCUACCGCGAAAGAGGGAGAUGGACCUGGUGACCGGAUCUACAAGAUGAUGGCCGCGGAGGAGGGUAAUGUUGGCGGGGCCUUAUGGGAUCGAGAAUUAAAAAACUUCCGGCCGCAGUUUGGUGAUCGGCCGGAGGCGGGCGGCGAGUUCGAAAGUAUCGAGGAUUCGGAGCGGCACGCGCGAUCAGCGGAGGAGAUGGUGGCCGAGGCGAAUAUGUUUCGUGGCGUUUUGGAGCAGAUGGAAGAGGUGGAAGGCAAGUCCGAGAAAUGACUUUAAUAAGCAAUACCUACCCCUUUAAUAUACUUGAAUGUACAAAGGCCUGGGUCAAAAGCUUCUCAAAUAGACUACGCUCCUUACCCAGUGCGUAAUCAAAUAAGCAAUCGCCGAA
Molecule: messenger RNA, 1024 nt
Organism: Annulohypoxylon maeteangense
Lineage: Eukaryota; Fungi; Ascomycota; Sordariomycetes; Xylariales; Hypoxylaceae
Product: HIT-like protein
Exons: 3
Coding region: 208-906 (232 amino acids)
Molecular function (GO): catalytic activity
Source: RefSeq, a predicted model, not a curated record